AUGGAUUCUCGUGAAAAUAUCACUGACAAAGCUAGGAGACUACAGGACAAGUGGAUCAAAACCAACAGCAAUUUCUUUCUCAUGUGGGACCAGUGGGAAAACCUUCCUGUUGGGUUCAAAUACUCAUUUCGGCCAAACUGUUCGCCACCAACUUGCGCACCCAACAACAACGGGAUGAAAGUCACACACCAUCAACCAUGCCAGUCAGGAAGGAAACUGCUGAUGCACUUGCAAAAAAAACAUUUCGGCAAAGAAGUUUUUGAUAUGUGCUGGAGCACUGAAGCUGCGCCCGAGACAUCAGUGGAAACACCAACUGCCUCAUCAUCGGCUGAACCCCAGUACAGCGGUCAAACGUUUGAGAUGUGCUGGGACGUCGAAAGCGAUCCAGCGCCCACCGUCAAUGCACCAGUCAGUGCACUGGUCAAUGCACCGGUCAGUGCACUGGUCAAUGCACCAGUCAGUGCACCGGUCAAUGCACCGGCCGAAGUAUCAUUGGCCAACACAAACUAUGGUGGCCAAGGAUACCAAGGUGGUUUUGACAUGUGCUGGGGAGAUGCCCAAUUAGUUGGAGAUGGUGACCGUGAAGGUCAUGUUACUGCGGCGCCCACCACCAGCUCGGUUAACUCAGGGGUGAACAACUCAGAAUCACCUGGGAGUCAAGAUAUUCAGGCAUCACUGGCACCCUCUUCAGCACCAAGCGAAGGCUCGACAAUAACACAGGUUGAAGCUGGGGAGGAAUUGUUGUGCCGAGCCGACAACCGGCUGGACAGACUUCGCACCAUCCUGAGAGAUAAUGAAAGUGAGGCUGUCACGGAGAUCAUCCGUGCCAACCAGUCCUUGAUCGCAAAUUAUUAA
Suillus subalutaceus is the source of this 855-nucleotide messenger RNA. RefSeq lists its product as uncharacterized. Bases 1 to 855 code for a protein of 284 amino acids. The transcript has 8 exons. Lineage: Eukaryota; Fungi; Basidiomycota; Agaricomycetes; Boletales; Suillaceae. The record is from RefSeq and is a predicted model, not a curated record.